Molecule: messenger RNA, 1347 nt
Organism: Penicillium subrubescens
Lineage: Eukaryota; Fungi; Ascomycota; Eurotiomycetes; Eurotiales; Aspergillaceae
Gene: pex13
Product: peroxin PEX13
Exons: 3
Coding region: 1-1347 (448 amino acids)
Biological process (GO): protein import into peroxisome matrix, docking
Cellular component (GO): peroxisomal importomer complex; peroxisomal membrane; peroxisome
Molecular function (GO): protein binding
Source: RefSeq, a predicted model, not a curated record
AUGGCGUCGGUGUCGCCUCCAAAACCCUGGGAGAGAGCAGCUUCUGGUGGGUCUGCAUUGUCUUCACUACCCACCGCUGGUAACCCAGCUGCCUCAACCGCCAUGACUACAACUUCGCCUUCAGCGGUCAACCCCGCAACAACGACCACCUCCUCCACCGCUCCCUCCCUGCCCUCCCGCCCUAACACUCUCAACUCCGUCGUCAACUCGACAGCCUCUAACUACUCUCCCUAUGGCGCAUCGCGCUUUGGGGCCACCACACCCUACGGGGGUUAUGGCGGCUACUCGUCGCCCUACUCCCGCUUCGGCUCGAUGGGGUCGAUGUACGGUGGCUAUGGAGGCAUGGGUGGCAUGUAUGGCGGCAUGGGGGGUAUGGGAGGGAUGUAUGGUGGCAUGCCUGGGCAGGAUCCCAAUGACCCCAACAGCCUGACCAACUCCUUCAGUCAAAGUACACAGGCCACCUUCCAGAUGAUUGAAAGUAUCGUCGGGGCCUUUGGCGGCUUUGCCCAGAUGCUCGAGAGCACCUACAUGGCUACGCACAGUUCAUUCUUUGCAAUGGUCUCGGUCGCAGAGCAAUUUGGUAAUCUGCGCAGCACCCUUGGCUCGGCCCUGGGUAUCUUCACAAUCAUUCGGUGGUUCCGCACGUUGAUCGCUAAGAUCACCGGUCGGCCUCCCCCAGCGGAUGCCACAUCUUUGACUCCUGCUGCUUUCGCAGCUUUCAUGGGCGGUCGCUCAGCGCCCGCCACUCUCCCCGAUGGCUCGCCUGCCCCGGCCAAGCCAUCCAAGAAGCCAUUCUUCAUGUUCCUGGUUGCCGUCUUCGGCCUGCCCUACUUGAUGGGCAAGCUGAUCAAGGCAUUGGCCCGGUCGCAGGAGGCAGAGGCCAAGCGCCGGCAGCAGCUGGUCGGCCCCAACGGCGAGCCUCAGUCCGCGGCCAUGGAUCCGGCCAAGCUGGACUUCUGCCGUGUUCUGUAUGACUACGCCCCCGAGACCCAGGAGAGCAACGGCAUCGACCUCGCUGUUAAGAAGGGCGACAUUGUUGCCGUCCUCAGCAAGUCCGACCCUAUGGGUAAUGCCUCGGAGUGGUGGCGCUGCCGUGCCCGUGAUGGCCGUGUCGGCUACCUGCCUGGUCCGUACUUGGAGACGAUCCAACGGCGCCCGGCCCAACAAGCCAUCACCGCUGGUAGCGAGCCUGUCACUCGCACGAGCACUAUGAAGAGCGGUGCCGCCAACGAGCGCACCCAGAGCCUGUCAUCGAUCUCCAAGGUCGGUCAUCAGCCCCCCGAGCUUAAGGGCAAGAUGGGCGACAUCUCCCCGGAGAGCUUCCAGAAGAGCACCUUCUAUUCCUGA